AUGUGAUUUGAUAAGCGAUUUUGAGCAAGUGCAGUUUAGUUUUACUUCAACCGGCAUCGCAUCCAGUACUGUGUGCUAGGAUGUAUUUUCUAACUGUUAUCACUUUGCUGGUCGUAGCCCUAUACAACACGGAAGCUAACGUCAUAAAGCAACUACCAGAAGCGUGCGAUGGGGGUUACUGUUUGCCGAAGCAUUUAUGCCCGUCGGGAACAAUCGAAGAUGUGCCUACCAUGGAACGAAACAAUCGUUUGACGCUGCAAGUUGAUGGGCCGAACGAAUGUGGAGAUUUCAUGAAGAUAUGCUGCAAAGGGCCGUCCAGUUCGUUUGAAAACAUUCCGACCUCAAUGUAUGAAGUAACACAGGGCGAUUACAAGUGCGGCAUGUCCAACCCGGAAGGUUUGGUGUACGAUGUGGAAUCGAACCUUACGUACGCGAAGUACGCCGAGUUCCCGUGGACUGUAGCCAUUUUCAAGAUGUCUUUCUCCUCCAACAACAUCGAGCUGACGUACGUUGGUGGAGGAACUCUUAUACAUCCAAAGUUUGUGGUGACCGCAGCUCAUACGCUGGAGAAACCUCAUCGAUACGUAGCUCGGUUUGGUGAGUGGAACAUUCAGUCCGAUGCAGAAAUCUAUCCAUCGCAGGAUAUUGGAAUAGAGGAACACAUUCUUCACCCAUCGUUCGGUAACACAUGCACACCCACCAACGACAUAGCACUGGCUGUGCUGAAACAGAGCGUAAUCUACACGGACCACAUCCGUCCAAUAUGUCUGCCAACAGCGCAGGAUGCACUAGAUGCUGAGCGGUGUAUCGCUACCGGGUGGGGUACAGACUCAAGGACCAAACAGUUGCCACCCAUUAUGAAGCGCGUAGAGUUGAACGUUGUGCCGCGUGGCCUUUGUCAGAUGCUGUACCGGUUGGCGGAUGGAGACCAAUAUUUCGAUCUUCAUCGUAGUUCUUUGUGUGCGGGUGCGGUGGCCGGGCAGGAUACGUGCGAUAAAGAUGGAGGUACACCGAUGGCUUGUCCAAGGGAGGAUGGAUCUUACGCGUUGGUGGGCAUAACUUCCUGGGGCCUUGAAUGUGGCCGAACGGAUGCACCGGGCGUGUAUGUGGACGUGUCGAAAUUUGUCUGUUGGAUAAACAAUACGAUAGAGGGGUACGAGGAGUUACAUGCUGAGGAAUAGUUAUUUAGCUAUUUGUCUUUGUCAUGUUCGAAGUGCUCGAUGGUAAUAAAAUUGUAGACGAAAUAAAUGUGGAAGGAUACUUCAAAUAUGCUAUAAAAUUUAAGAUAA
This is a messenger RNA of Anopheles stephensi (Asian malaria mosquito), 1289 nucleotides long. RefSeq names its product phenoloxidase-activating factor 2-like. Lineage: Eukaryota; Metazoa; Arthropoda; Insecta; Diptera; Culicidae. The transcript is spliced from 4 exons. Gene Ontology annotation, biological process: proteolysis. The coding region runs from base 81 to 1181 and encodes 366 amino acids. The record is from RefSeq and is a predicted model, not a curated record. Gene Ontology annotation, molecular function: serine-type endopeptidase activity.